UCAUAUGGGCUUGUCGUCUUGUUUCGAGAUUUUCGUCGUGUGUUUGGUGUUGUCGGCUUUUUCUAAUUUCCGAUAAAUUUAUUUUGUUUCAAAUCCAAAUUUUGUGUUUUUCUUUCUCAAAGUCUCACAAUAUAGUUUGAUUAACAUAUCUACUAGGCUCGAACCCGAAGUGAUGACGGUGAUUACGCUUAUCUCGUCGAACAAAUGUUUCGGCGGAUUACAAAAAAUCUACUCGCACAAGUCCAAGGAGCUGGACUGCGAAAUGAAGUUUGCCAUCUUUCUGCCGGCAGCGGCGGCCGACGGAAAGCUUCCCGUAGUCUACUGGUUGAGCGGGCUCACCUGUAACGAGACGAACUUCAUCCAGAAAGCCGGUGCCCAGCGGUACGCUUCCGAGUACGGUCUAAUUGUUGUCUGUCCGGAUACUUCGCCGCGGGCUGUCAACCUGCCAGGUGAGGACGACUCUUGGGACUUUGGCAGCGGGGCCGGGUUCUACGUGGAUGCCACCAAGGAUCCUUGGAGCAAGCACUACAAAAUGUUCAGCUACGUGACGCAGGAGCUGAUCGACGUCAUCAACAACAACUUCCCUACCGUGGUGGACAAACAAAGUAUCAUGGGCCAUAGUAUGGGUGGCCACGGGGCGCUGGUUUGUGCGCUGAAAAACCCUGGUCUGUAUAAAUCGGUUUCCGCCUUUGCCCCGAUCAGCAAUCCAACCAAGUGUCCCUGGGGGUUGAAGGCCUUUGAGGGUUACUUUGGAGCAGACAGUAAGGAUGAAUGGAAGAACUGGGAUGCAACAGAGUUGGUCGCUGGCUACAAUGGACCACCAUUGGAGCUGUACGUUGACCAAGGUACUGAGGAUAGCUUUCUCAAGGAUGGUCAACUUUUGCCGAACAACCUGGUGGAUGCGUGCAAGGAAUCGCAGUUCCCUUGCGUAUUAAACAUGCGUGAAGGUUACGAUCACAGCUACUUCUACAUUGCGUCCUUCAUUGGAGAGCAUCUGGCUUACCAUGCUGGCCAUUUGAAGUAAGAAUUUUCAUGAAAAAUGUGUUGUAUUGAUUGAUUAUUGCACGCAUAUGGCAUUAUGGAAUAUAAAGUACGGCAUUUAUUUUAUUAAAAAAAAUCUUUG
Molecule: messenger RNA, 1123 nt
Organism: Armigeres subalbatus
Lineage: Eukaryota; Metazoa; Arthropoda; Insecta; Diptera; Culicidae
Product: S-formylglutathione hydrolase
Exons: 2
Coding region: 173-1024 (283 amino acids)
Biological process (GO): formaldehyde catabolic process
Cellular component (GO): cytosol
Molecular function (GO): S-formylglutathione hydrolase activity
Source: RefSeq, a predicted model, not a curated record